GUGGGCGGCUGCAGUCUGGGGCCCCAGACAGCCAGCCUCUCUCAACUGAGCUGACACCAUGAAGGCCCUCUCAGCCCUGCCACUGCUGCUGAUGCUGCUCUCCACGCCUCCCCCCUGCGCCCCGCGAGUCUCUGGGAUCCGGGGAGAUGCGCUGGAGAAGUCCUGUCUGCAGCAACCCCUGGACUGUGAUGAUAUCUACGCCCAGGGUUAUCAGGAAGACGGCGUGUACCUCAUCUAUCCCUAUGGCCCCAGUGUGCCCGUGCCCGUCUUCUGCGACAUGACAACCGACGGUGGCAAGUGGACGGUUUUCCAGAAAAGAUUCAACGGCUCAGUGAGUUUCUUCCGGGGCUGGAGCGACUACAAGCUGGGCUUUGGCCGUGCUGACGGGGAGUACUGGCUGGGUAAGGUGGGGCCAUGGGGUGGGGGCUGCCCCUCAGCCAACUCUCUGCUGACCAGCUGCCACCCGUCCCUAGGGCUGCAGAACCUGCACCUCCUGACACUGAAGCAGAAGUAUGAGCUGCGUGUGGACUUGGAAGAUUUUGAGAACAACACAGCCUAUGCCAAGUACAUUGACUUCUCCAUCUCCCCCAACGCCAUCAGCGCUGAGGAGGAUGGCUAUACUCUCUACGUGGCUGGCUUUGAGGAUGGCGGAGCAGGUGACUCACUGUCCUACCACAGUGGCCAGAAGUUCUCCACUUUUGAUCGAGACCAGGACCUCUUCGUGCAGAACUGUGCAGCCCUCUCCUCGGGAGCCUUCUGGUUCAGAAGCUGCCACUUCGCCAAUCUCAACGGUUUCUACCUGGGUGGUUCCCACCUCUCCUAUGCCAAUGGCAUCAACUGGGCCCAAUGGAAAGGCUUCUACUACUCCCUCAAACGCACGGAGAUGAAAAUUCGUCGGACCUGAGGGGCUGGCCCAAGUAGGCCCCAUCUCUCCCCUGGAAGUCCCAAGGGUCCAUGUUCUCCCUCCACGCUUUACCCACAACUUCUGAGCACCAGCCACGCCCUGGCAAAUCUCUGUCCCACAUACAGCCACACCCUGUUGCAUCCCACCUGCUAGGCUGUCAGCGGCCCUCCAGGCCUUUCUGUGGCCAAGCCAUCCUAGCCUGGACCUGGCUGAAAUCCACAAAAACUCCAAGUUGCUUCAACCCCUUCACGAUAGCUGAAAGCCAGAAGCUACCUUCUAGCUGCCAGCCUUUGCAGUCCACCUCAGCAGUUUCCUUACUGCAGAGCCGUCUGUUUGGGGCUACCCUAGACAGAGCAAUGCACCUGUGGCAUUGCCAAUCAGCUCCUGCAUAGCCACUGCCACGCCCCAACACUCAUAUAGCUCUCCUCAGAAUACUUCCUAUCUUGGUCUCAUCACCUUACUCCCUAAGUGAGCAUCAUGGAGCCCAACCCCGUCUGCCUUCACUCAUCCCUCAAAAUUCAACACCAAAACAAUACUCACCACGGCUACUGCUCAACUCUGAAGCAGUCAUGACAAAGACAGGCUAGUUGACUUGGUGCCCUACUUGCCCUAGCAAUCGUCACGAGAGGUAGCAGAAAAUAAUCUGUGGGGCUGGGAGUGGGUGGGAAGCAGAGAUCUCAAUAAACUUCAGGAUGUGAUGG
This is a messenger RNA of Mus pahari (shrew mouse), 1605 nucleotides long. RefSeq names its product microfibril associated protein 4 (gene Mfap4). Gene Ontology annotation, biological process: elastic fiber assembly. Bases 59 to 904 code for a protein of 281 amino acids. Lineage: Eukaryota; Metazoa; Chordata; Mammalia; Rodentia; Muridae. The transcript is spliced from 5 exons. The record is from RefSeq and is a predicted model, not a curated record.